UAUAAUUAACAUCAUAGCUUUGUUCAUCUUUCUUUAAAUUCUCGCUAGUCCUAUUCUGUUUUCUAUUUUUUUUUCGUCUUUUCUUUUUUCUUGUUCUUCUUUGUUGGAAGAUGGAAGGAGGGUCAUGUUGUUCAAGAACAGAGAAGAAAAACAAAAGGCAAAAUAGCCAACAAGAGAAGCCAUAUAGAGGAAUUCGUAAGAGGAAAUGGGGAAAGUGGGUGGCUGAAAUAAGAGAACCAAAUAAAAGGUCAAGAAUUUGGCUAGGUUCUUACUCUUCUCCAGUUGCAGCUGCUCGUGCCUAUGACACUGCUGUUUUUUACUUGAGAGGCCCUUCUGCUAAACUCAACUUCCCACAAUUCAUUGUUAAUGAAAAUCAUGAACUUCACAAUAACCUCUCUUCUUCUGAUAUUCGCAAAAAAGCUACUGAAGUUGGUGCCAAAGUGGAUGCUAAUAUGCAAACUACAACCAAUUCUACAGAGUCCAAUAAUUUCAUUUCCAAUUCAAAAUCCAAGUGGUUAUCAAUGAAGCCCGAUUUGAAUGAAUAUCCAAGUCCAGAAAUCUGGGAGGAGCUAGAUAAUUAAAGCAGUUCUAUAUCCUUAUGGCUAUAUAGAUGCUUGUGAUCGGAAGCAUAGCCAAUUACAAAUACAGCAAAAGUGACUAUGUUCGAUCGAACCAGCACAAGGCUAGCUCCACAUCUGCUUGUGAUUCAUGUUCUAAGAACAUAAUCUUUAACUAUAAUAUAGUUGUACGUGUCCACAAGAAAUUACAAGCCAACUAGCUAUACGCAGUCUUGAUAUUAGUACUAAUUACUUAGAUCUUCUUUUUUCAAUUUCUGUUGUUGAGAGUUUGUAAAGUUUGAUAUUUAAGGUUGUUUUCUUUCUUUUCCCAAACGUUAUACUGUUCCAUUGAAUAUUGGUGUAU
Messenger RNA from Nicotiana tabacum (common tobacco), 921 nucleotides. RefSeq names its product ethylene-responsive transcription factor ERF011. Lineage: Eukaryota; Viridiplantae; Streptophyta; Magnoliopsida; Solanales; Solanaceae. Gene Ontology annotation, biological process: regulation of DNA-templated transcription. Gene Ontology annotation, molecular function: DNA-binding transcription factor activity; DNA binding. The record is from RefSeq and is a predicted model, not a curated record.